AUGGCAUCCUUUGGAAUUGUAGUUAGAUUUGUCAACCUUACGGACCCUUUCCUCGGAUGGCCUAAUUCAACUGAUCGCGAUCAUCCACACAACUAUUAUGCUCUGUUUUUCUCACUGCUGAUCAUUGCCAUCAUUUUUGGGAAUGUAUUGGUGUGUCUUGCAGUGCUGAGAGAAAAAUCUUUGCAAACGACUACAAACUAUCUCGUUGUCAGCUUGGCAGUAGCAGACCUGCUUGUUGCAAUCUUGGUGAUGCCUUGGGUCGUGUACCUUGAGGUGGUUGGGGAUUGGAGGUUCAGUCGAACAAGCUGCAACAUUUUUGUGAUGCUGGAUGUCAUGAUGUGCACAGCAAGUAUUUUAAACCUUUGUGCUAUCAGUAUUGAUAGGUAUACUGCUGUGGUGAUGCCAAUCCAAUAUAACACAAAUUACAGCUCCAGGAGACGGGUGACUAUAAUGAUCACUAUUGUGUGGAUAUUGUCGUUUGCAGUGUCUUGUCCUCUCCUGUUUGGUUUCAAUACAACAGAUGACCCCAGAUUAUGUUCGAUAUCCAAUCCAGAUUUUGUUGUGUAUUCGUCCAUUGUGUCCUUCUACUUGCCAUUUUUUGUUACGUUGAUGGUUUAUGUGCGUAUUUACAUUGUACUUAAAAAGAGAAGGAAACGCAUCACCUCUAGACAAAACAGCGAUUCUGUGGCAACAGAGAGUAUCAUGCAGACUCAGGUAAUUAAGGAAAAGAUAGAAAAUUUUCCCAGAAGCUUACAUUUGUUCACUUGUUUGACGUUUAACAAACAGAAGGGACUUUCUCCAAGUAACAAACUGCUGGCACCAGUUGAAAUAGCAAAUUACUGCAGUAUGAGCCAUGCAACAUUUGCAAAGACAGACAAUGGUAUUGAGGAACCAGAGAGAAGGAGCAUCUGUACAACAAAGCAUGCUUCUGUAGUGAAAAAGCUGUCCAGCGGCAAAACCACAACUUCCCUGAGACCCGUAUUAAAACGCAGAAACCUGCAAAUGAGAGAAAGGAAAGCAACCCGGAUGUUGGUCAUUGUUCUGGGUAUGUUCCUGGUGUGCUGGUUGCCAUUUUUUAUCACACACAUAUUGAAGAUCCACUGCAAGCAAUGCCAUGUGUCAACAGAACUCUACAGUGCUACUACCUGGCUUGGAUAUGUCAACAGUGCAGUAAAUCCCAUCAUAUACACUACCUUCAACAGUGAGUUCAGGAGAGCGUUCCUCAGGAUUUUAGCUUGCUAA
Molecule: messenger RNA, 1242 nt
Organism: Carcharodon carcharias (great white shark)
Lineage: Eukaryota; Metazoa; Chordata; Chondrichthyes; Lamniformes; Lamnidae
Gene: drd3
Product: dopamine receptor D3
Exons: 6
Coding region: 1-1242 (413 amino acids)
Biological process (GO): adenylate cyclase-inhibiting dopamine receptor signaling pathway; adenylate cyclase-activating adrenergic receptor signaling pathway
Cellular component (GO): plasma membrane
Molecular function (GO): dopamine neurotransmitter receptor activity, coupled via Gi/Go; G protein-coupled receptor activity
Source: RefSeq, a predicted model, not a curated record